Salvia hispanica is the source of this 5132-nucleotide messenger RNA. RefSeq names its product MraZ. The record is from RefSeq and is a predicted model, not a curated record. NCBI's taxonomy places the organism in Eukaryota, Viridiplantae, Streptophyta, Magnoliopsida, Lamiales, Lamiaceae.
UCAAUAUUUUCUCUCUCAUCACACUCCCACUCUCAACUAAAACAACUCCCUUCCCCUUUCGCCAUCACUGUCGCCAUCAUCACACCCUUCCCCACCACCACCAUUACCCUAGAAUUACAUCACUACAUCUUCAAUUCAAUCAAUCUUCUCUGAGAAGGAAAGGCGCGACGCUGACUUCCCGAAGCUGAUAAACUUUUUUAAUUUCCAUCGUUAGUUUCUCCGCCGGGGAAAAAAUAUUGAGGCGUGUAUCGGAGUUGGUAAUUUUGCUCGGAGAUUCACUUUUUUUUCUGGCCAAUUCCGUUCUCUCUGCUCUCAGCAUUCAAUGUUUCGUGCGUGUGUAUGGUUACAUGUGGCGGUAAUACUUGAGAUGCAGUAACUGCUGGAAAUGUUUCACAUGAACUGAUGAGCCAGUGCACAAGAUUACUUGAAGUGGGGGAUUGUGGAUAUAGCAAGUUUUAUGAUUCAGCUUUGACUUGACUGAUUCAAAGUAGCAGUGAUAACGAUUGAUCCUUGUAGAAAUCUUGGCUCAUUAAUGUGUUAAUUGAUAUUGGCACAUUUUUUCAUUGGAUGGUCAUGCUUCUACUGAAAUGUUGGUAUUAUAUCUGCUGGUGUGUAUUUUGUGGAUACUUUUGGGUACAUGUUCUUUCUCACAGCUUGGCGUGUGCUGAAGAACAAGCCCUCAAGCUGGACAGAGUGUCAGAUCAUGGUCUCUCAAUUUUAAGUGGUGCAAACCGAACCCAUUAUAUUACCAGAUUACAAAAAUCAGGAUCUUCAAUUGAAGAAGAUGAUUUUGUUUCUUGUGAGGACUUGAAGGGUGUUGGGUCAUUUGAUAUUAAUAAUACAUGUGUUCUCAAUUCAAGCCUGAAUAGGAGUUCAGACAUAUAUGUAGUUGGUGAUGGAAACCUAGAGAUACUUCCUCAUGUAGAAAUUGUUUGUCCAGUUGAAGGUUGUACGAUAAGUUUCAAUUUAUCUGGCACUGUAAAAGUUGGUCACAAUGCAUCUGUAGUUGCUGGUACUGUGAUUUUUUCUGCUGCCAAUCUGACCGUGGAGCCUAAUUCUUCUCUAAACACAUCAUCAUUGGGUGGGUCACCACCUCCUCAAACGAGUGGAACACCUGUCGGCUAUGAUGGUGCUGGCGGAGGGCAUGGUGGACGUGGUGCAUCUUGUUUAAAAACCAACUUCUCGAACUUCUGGGGUGGUGAUGUUUAUGCAUGGACUACCUUGUCUCAGCCAUGGGCUUAUGGUAGCAAGGGUGGUGGUACAUCUGAAAACCACAAGUUUGGGGGGAGUGGUGGUGGACGUGUAUGGCUUGAAAUAACUGAUACUCUCUACAUGAAUGGAUCAGUAACUGCUGAAGGUGGGGAAGGAGGACCACUUGGUGGUGGAGGAUCUGGUGGGAGUAUCAUAAUACGAGCUAUGAAGCUGAGGGGCUUUGGUGUCAUCAGCGCAGCUGGUGGGAAGGGAUGGGGUGGAGGUGGAGGUGGACGGAUAUCUCUUAACUGCUACAGCAAGCAAGAAGAUGUCAAAAUUACAGUGCAUGGUGGAUUUAGUGUUGGUUGUGAUGGGAAUUGUGGUGCAGCUGGCACUUACUUCGAUGCAUCUGUAUUGAGUUUACGAGUUGGCAAUGACAACUUGACAACAGAAACUGAAACUCCCUUGUUGGAUUUUUCUACAAGCCCACUGUGGACAAAUGUUUAUGUUGAGAACAAUGCAAAAGUUUUAGUGCCUCUCCUCUGGACAAGAGUUCAGGUGAGAGGGCAGAUAAGCUUGUAUAGUAAAAGCAGCAUUAUUUUUGGGUUGUCUGACUAUCCUGUCUCGGAGUUUGAACUUGUUGCAGAAGAACUUCUAAUUAGUGAUUCCAUUAUAAAGGUUUAUGGAGCUCUUAGAGUAUCAGUCAAAAUGUUACUCAUGUUGAACUCACAAAUCCAAGUUGAUGGUGGAGGAAAUGCUGAUGUUGCUACAUCCAUCCUCGAGGUCAGAAAUCUUGUUGUUCUUAAGGACUACUCUGUGAUAUGUUCGAAUGCAAACUUGGCUCUAUAUGGACAAGGACUUUUAAAACUGACAGGUGAAGGUGAUGCAAUAAAAGGCCAGAGACUAUCAUUGUCGCUAUUCUAUAAUAUUACUGUUGGACCAGGUUCUUUACUUCAAGCUCCCUUGGAUAAUGAUGAUAGUACACGCUUGGUGACAAAAUCUCUCUGUGAGAGUCCAACAUGUCCUAUGGAUCUGAUAACUCCACCAGAUGAUUGUCAUGUUAAUUACACAGUGUCCUUCUCCUUGCAAGUUUGUCGAGUGGAGGAUAUUCUGGUGAGUGGGGUUGUUAAGGGAAGUAUUGUUCACAUUCACAGGGCAAGAACUGUUAUUGUGGACAGUGUUGGCAUGAUAACUGCAUCAGAGUUAGGUUGUAAGACUGGUAUUGGUAAGGGAAAUUACUCGAAUGGUGCUGGUGGUGGUGCUGGACAUGGUGGGAGAGGGGGAUCUGGAUUUUUCAAUGGAAUCCACAGUGAAGGCGGUCAGAGAUAUGGCAGUGCUGAUCUUCCUUGUGAAUUAGGUAGCGGAACCGAGGGUCGUAAUCAAUCUGAUGGAUAUGUGGCUGGUGGUGGAUUAAUAGUUAUUGGGUCCACUCAGUGGCCGCUUCUCAGGCUGGAUAAUUAUGGGUUUAUCAGUGCUGAUGGGCAAAGUUGUCAUAAGUCAACCCAUAAUAGUAAUGGCACUCUAAUAGGUGGACUUGGUGGAGGUUCUGGUGGAACCAUCCUUCUUUUCCUUCAAGCAAUUUCACUUGUAGAAAACUCUUCUUUAUCAGCUGUCGGAGGCUAUGGUGGUGCUUUAGGGGGUGGGGGUGGUGGUGGUGGAAGAAUCCAUUUUCACUGGUCUAAGAUAGCAGCUGGAGAGGAAUAUGUACCGCUUGCAUUGGUCAAUGGUGCAAUCAACUACAGUGGAGGUGCUGGAAGUGGAGCUGGUCGUUAUGGGGAGAAGGGCACAAUUACUGGAAAGAAGUGCCCUAAAGGCUUGUAUGGUACAUUCUGUACAGAAUGCCCUGUUGGAACAUACAAAGAUCUUGAAGGAUCAGAUCCCAGUCUUUGCAAGACUUGUUCUCUUGAACAACUUCCUACUCGUGCUAUGUUUGUAUAUGUAAGAGGGGGGGUAACCCAGUCAAGUUGUCCUUAUAAAUGCAUAUCUGACAAAUAUAGGACACUGAAGUGCUACACACCUUUUGAGGAGCUUAUAUAUACAUUUGGGGGACCAUGGCCCUUUGCUUUUCUAUUGUUCUGUGUUGUCAUGGUCCUAUCUCUAGCAUUGAAUUCUCUCAGAAUCAAACUUAUUGGAUCAGGAUGCUCUUAUGAUGGGGCAAACUUGAUUGUGCAUAAUGAUGAUCAACGUUCUCCUUAUCUUCUUUCAUUAUCUGAGGUUCGUGGUGCCAAGGCAGAAGAAACUCAGGGUCACGUACAUAGAAUGUAUUUUAUGGGGCCCAAUACAUUUAGAGAACCCUGGCAUCUUCCUUACUCACCUCCCACUGCAAUAUUUGAGAUUGUGUAUGAAGAUGCCUUUAACAGAUUCAUUGACAAGAUAAACUCUGUUGCUGCAUAUGAAUGGUGGGAAGGGUCAGUUCAUAGCAUACUUUCAGUCCUUGCAUAUCCUUGUGCCUGGUCCUGGAAACAAUGGCGUAGAAGAAAAAAGAUUCAUCAGCUUCAGGAGUUUGUUAAGUCAAAAUAUGACCACUCUUGUCUACGCUCUUGCAGAUCUCGUGCUCUAUAUAAAGGAAUGAAGGUCGGAGCAACUCCUGACUUGAUGGUUUGUUACAUUGACUUUUUCCUUGGUGGUGAUGAAAAACGAAUAGACAUGGUAUCCAGUGUGCAGAAAAGAUUUCCAAUGGGAAUUAUUUUUGGAGGGGAUGGAAGUUAUAUGUCUCCUUAUAAUCUGUACAAUGAUACAUUAUUGACAAACCUUAUUGCUCAGCAUGUACCUCCAUCUGUCUGGAAGCGCUUUGUUGAUGGCUUAAAUGCCCAAUUGAGAACUGUGAGACAUGGAUCUAUACGGACGGCUCUGGCUCCCGUUAUCAAUUGGAUGACUACUCACGCUAACCCCCAACUUGACUUUCAUGGUUCUAAAAUCGAGCUGGGGUGGUUCCAAGCUACAUCUAGUGGGUAUUAUCAAUUGGGAAUUUUAGUACUGGCUGGUGGUUGUUCUCUGCAAGAUCUUCAUCACUCCGACUAUAUGGAUAACUGUGAUGCAUCAUCGAGUUUUAGGAACUUCACUGCAGGAGCACAAAAGAGUGCCAAGCAUUCAGAAGAGAGCCAGGCCUAUACAAGUAGUUUGCUCCUCCGUAAAAAGAUUAUUAAGGGCUUCAAUGAGGGUAUUAUAAAUGAAGCUACCUUGAAAUCACUAAGCUAUAAACGGGACCUUUUCUUCCCAUUUUCUCUAUUGUUGCUCAACACCCGGCCUGUUGGCAGACAGGAUACUGUACAGCUUUUGAUUACCGUCAUGCUCUUGGCUGACCUUUUUGUCACUCUCCUAAUGCUCUUUCUGUUCUACUGGAUAGCUCUAGGGGCUUUCCUUGCUGUGCUUUUAAUCCUUCCUCUGUCAUUGCUCUCGCCCUUUCCAGCAGGCUUGAAUGCCUUAUUUACUAAUGGGCCUAGGAGAGUUUCACUUGCUCGUGUCUAUGCCUUGUGGAAUGCUAGCUCAAUCUCAAAUAUUGUUGUGGCAUUCAUCUGUGGCCUGAUUCAUUACAUCAUCACUAUAGUGAAGUCCCAGGAAGAGACAAAUGCUUGGCGUUCAAGGGAAGACGAUACGUGGUGGCUUUUGCCAAGCAUACUUAUGUUGAUUAAAGUAGUGCAAGCCCGACUCGUAGAUUGGAACAUUGCAAACCUGGAAGUUAAGGACCUGUCCCUCUUCAGUCCUGAUCCUGAUACUUUUUGGGCAUAUGAAUCAGGUUCUUGAUUCAUCCAUGCAUAACACCACAGCACCAAACUUUCACUGUACAGAUAUAUUCUUGCAUAAUAGAGAGUGAGGUCAUUUUGUUUAUAAUACUUGUUGUGUACAUAUUGACUUUUGCAGUUGAUUGUUAGGCAUGAUAGAAAGAGCUAGUGAGACGACAGUAUGCAACUCUCAUUUGAUUAAUUAAAUUUUUACACGUA